This is a messenger RNA of Aspergillus clavatus NRRL 1, 1311 nucleotides long. RefSeq names its product DUF890 domain protein. Gene Ontology annotation, biological process: rRNA base methylation. The record is from RefSeq and is a predicted model, not a curated record. Gene Ontology annotation, molecular function: 23S rRNA (adenine(1618)-N(6))-methyltransferase activity. The transcript is spliced from 9 exons. Gene Ontology annotation, cellular component: nucleus. Bases 1 to 1311 code for a protein of 436 amino acids. NCBI's taxonomy places the organism in Eukaryota, Fungi, Ascomycota, Eurotiomycetes, Eurotiales, Aspergillaceae.
AUGAGGACAGCACGAAGCAUCUACAAAGAUGACGUCGAUUUCACUACUUUGGCGUUGCAGUCGCCGGAUUUUGCGAAAUAUCUGAAAGGGAAUGGCCAGUUAGACUUCAGCGACCCGGAUGCUGUGCGCCAAUUGACCAAGAGUCUAUUGCAGAGAGAUUUUAAUCUCAAGGUCACGAUACCUGAGAAUAGAUUAUGCCCUCCGGUAUGUACCCUGACCAAUAGUAGAUACAUCAGGUUAAAUUAUAUCCUAUGGUUGCAAGACCUCCUGGAUACUACGGGCGAUGAGUAUCGAGAUGAUUAUGAUCCCGACAGAAACGUUCUUGGACUCGACAUAGGAACAGGAUGUUGCAGUAUAUACCCUUUACUAGGAUGCGCUACACGUCCCAAGUGGAAUUAUCUUGCGACCGAUGUCGAUGACGAUAACAUUCGAACUGCCCGUGAGAAUGUGUCUGCCAAUGGCCUGGAGUCACGCAUUCAGGUGAUCAAAACCAACCCUGACGAUGGUCUCAUCCCUUUGGCCACAAAAUUUGAAGUUGAGAGUCUCGAUUUUACGAUGUGCAACCCCCCCUUCUACGCUUCCCGCGACGAGAUGAUCGCUUCAGCAGAAGCUAAAGAACGUCCCCCAUUCUCGACAUGCACAGGGGCGGAGGUCGAAAUGGUCACGGAAGGAGGUGAAAUAGCCUUUGUCUCUGGCAUGAUCGAAGAAAGCCUCAAGCUUCGCGACAGGGUCAUCUGGUACACCUCGAUGCUCGGGAAGCUCAGCAGCGUGUCUGCUAUCGUAGAGAAACUGAUGACACACGGGAACCGUAAUUACGCAGUGACGGAGUUUGUUCAGGGCAGUAAAACCAAGAGAUGGGCCGUGGCCUGGUCAUGGAGUGAUCUCCGCCCGACAAUGAAUGUAGCUCGUGGUAUCGCUGGCUUCCCCAAGCAUCUAUUACCCUUCCCAUCCGAGUCCACAUUCGAAUUGAGCAAUGAAUCUAUCGACAGUGUCGGUGACAGAAUCAACGAAGAGCUCAGUCACCUUCACCUCGACUGGACAUGGCGUAAGAACCUUGCUACAGGCGUAGGGUUCGCGAUGGAAAAUGUCUGGUCGCGCCAGGCUCGGAGGAAGAUGCAGAAUCCAACUACUUCGGGAGAUAAAAUGGAGAUCGAUGAGCAAAAGGCGGCACUUGGUUUCAAGAUUCAGUUGAAGCAGAAUCCGCUUGACGAGAAAUGCUUCCGUCUUACUGUACGGUGGCUUAAGGGGACAGACUCGGUUUUAUUUGAGAGUUUCUGCGGGAUGUUGAAGAGAAAGGUUGAGGGGAGAUAG